UCGACAUGACACAUGACGCGGGCGCCGCCGCCGACACCGCCGAUGUCUUUGCAAACAAAGUGGACAAGUCCCCGCCAUCUACGUGGGACCAGCGCCCGAAAAAGUACAAGAGCGUGCUCUGGUCCGUGUGUGGGUACGUCCUUCUCAUGGAACUGGCCGAACGAUUGAGCUACUACGGCAUCAACCAAGGGUUGAAGAACUUUAUGCAAAAGAAGUUGGGGUGGUCGGCAGUGUCAGCGAACAGUCUCAAGAGCACGUGGACGUCGCUAGUGUACAUGUCUCCACUCAUGGGUGCAUAUAUUGCGGACGAAAAGUGGGGACGGUACCGCACGAUUACAACCUUUGGCGUGUUGUACUUGGUUGGGGACGCGCUCCUUGCCACCGCUGCACAUCCGUCAGUCCUUGCGCGCCACGACGUUGCUGAGUGCAUCUUCAUCGUUGGACUCUUCGUGUGCAUUGGUUUCGGCACCGGCGCGAUCAAAUCCAACGUCAUCACACUCGGCGCCGACCAAUUCAACCCAAACGACGCGUCGGAAACCCAGCAAAAAGCCACGUUUUUCAGCUACUUUUACUGGUGCAUCAAUUUUGGGGCUACGUUUGCGUAUGGUUAUCUCGCGUCGUUGUCAGUCCAUGGUUCGUCACUCAUCCCAGCCGACUACGGAUACUUUGCGUGCUUUGCCAUCUGCACAUGCGUCAUGGCAUGUGCGUUGGUCAGUCUCCGCCUCGGCCAUGCGCGAUAUAUCAAGCUUCCGCCGACAUCCGACGCAAUGUCGCAACUUGUGCGUGUGCUGUGGCAGCGCCGAUUUCGCAACGUCGCCGCCAACCGCAUUGUGUGGGGGUUUCUCUUGUUUGUUUUGUCGUUCGUGUUCAACGUCCUGGCUGCCAUCACCGAAUCUGGGCGAGUGGUGCUGAGUCUCCUGGCCGGCUUGACUAGUUCGGUGGCGAUUGUGUUUUGGGUUGUCUAUGGGCAGCGGCGCAUUGACGGCGACGACGCGCUUCGCACAGAUGAAUGUCCCAUGCACGAAAAAGUUGCUGUCGACGCUGUGCAAAAAGUGGUUCGCAUUCUGCCGUUCGCAUCGUUUACGAUCGUAUGGGGCUGUGUAUACGACCAAAUCGACGCGAACUUUCAGUCGAUCACGCAGCAGUGUGACCUACGACUGACGCCAACGACGCAAGUCGCGGGCGCGAUGCUCGGUAUCUUCGACCCCCUUGCCAUCAUCGUCCUCAUUCCACUCUUGGAUUCGUAUGUUUACCCCCUGUAUGAGCGAACGUUUCGGUCCCCGCCCAGCGCAUUUGGGAAAACCUCGGCGGGGCUGUUCCUCGCGGCCUUCCUCAUGUUUUACGUCGGUCUGUUUGAAAUGUACCGACGGAGCUCUGGCCAGCUUCAUCAAAACGGUGCCAUGCUGCGUGACGAAGGUAGCGGUAGCCCCAUGAACAACCUCCAUUGGGCAUGGAACAUUCCGCAAUAUGUCGGCGUCGCACUGUGUGAAUGCCUGAUCAACGUCACGGCGUACGACAUCUUUUAUACACAAGUUCCACUGCACCUCAAGAGCACGGCCCAGGCGAUCAACUUGUUCACGGUGAGCAUGGGCAGCAACGUCACGUCCAUCUUUACGCUGGCGUUUGGUCAGUUCAUUCCAAACGACCUCAACUUGGGGCACUUGGAGUACAUGUUCUUCGCCGUCGGGUCGCUUGCCCUCCUCAACGUCGCGGCCUACAUGGCUGUUAUGCGCCGCAUGCAGUUCGGAAUGGCAUCUUCAGGGUACGGACCUGUCGCCGACGCAGAGGACAACGAUGCUCUCACGGCCUCCGACGUCUCCUCGGACGACGUUUGCCUAGAAGAUAUGCCAACCACGCACGUCCAAUUUGCAGGUGCCAGGGAUUCUUCCGUGGAAGCAGGGGUAAAUUCCGGAUAAAGAGGAGGUGAUCCGGAUGUGCCGCACCUGC
Molecule: messenger RNA, 1947 nt
Organism: Aphanomyces invadans
Lineage: Eukaryota; Oomycota; Saprolegniomycetes; Saprolegniales; Verrucalvaceae
Exons: 1
Coding region: 6-1916 (636 amino acids)
Biological process (GO): transmembrane transport
Cellular component (GO): membrane
Molecular function (GO): transmembrane transporter activity
Source: RefSeq, a predicted model, not a curated record